Ipomoea nil (Japanese morning glory) is the source of this 1294-nucleotide messenger RNA. RefSeq names its product probable pectinesterase 55. The record is from RefSeq and is a predicted model, not a curated record. Bases 74 to 1090 code for a protein of 338 amino acids. Gene Ontology annotation, molecular function: pectinesterase activity. Gene Ontology annotation, biological process: cell wall modification. The transcript has 6 exons. Lineage: Eukaryota; Viridiplantae; Streptophyta; Magnoliopsida; Solanales; Convolvulaceae.
GAUCUGACUGACUCUCCAUAUAUCUGCAAAACUAAAAUUUCAAGAAUACAAUCUCCUACCAUACCAUACCAUCAUGUUCAAGAAUUUGCCAUUAUUAUUUCUCCUUUUCUUCUUCUUCCUCGGCUUGGUUAAUGGCAGAUGGCAGCAGCAUGAUGAAGAGGUAGUUGUGUCUCUUCCAACCAUCUAUGUUGACCACUCAGGGUUGACCACCAAGUUCAAAACCAUCCAAUCAGCCAUUGAUUCAAUCCCAUCCAACAAUCUCCGUUGGAUUCGCAUUUCCAUCAAGCCUGGUGUCUACAAAGAAAAGGUAACAAUUCCUGGCGACAAGCAAUACAUUUACCUCAAAGGAGAGGGUGCAAAGAGGCAGCGCCCCAUUGUCGUUUGGGAUGAGAGCCAGUCACUCCUUGCAAGUCCAACUUUUUUAUCCAAUGCAGAUAAUAUCAAAGUUGAAAAUCUUCAUUUUGUGAAUUCCUAUAACUAUCCUCCAAAGAAGUCAGGCGGCGCUCCCCUGAAACCGGCGGUGGCGGCCAUGAUUAACGGCGACAAAACAGCGUUUUACCGGUGUGGUUUCUCCGGCGUACAAGACACAUUGUUGGAUGCUAUGGGCAGACAUUAUUUCAAGCAUUGCACCAUUGAAGGGGCCGUGGACUUCAUCUUUGGAGCCGGUCAGUCUAUUUAUGAGGAGUGUAGAAUAGUUGUGAAUGCUGGAUCAAUAGGAGAAGGCACAACAGGGUUCAUAACAGCACAAGGAAGGUCAAGAGCAAAAGACAGCAAUGCAUUUGUAUUCAAGAAUUGCGAAGUGGUUGGAAAUGGCAUGGCACUGUUGGGAAGGGCAUGGAGAAGCUAUUCUAGGACCAUUUUUUAUAAUUCCUCCCUCUCCAACAUCGUUGUUCCUCAAGGUUGGGAUUCUUGGUCCUACAAAGAUUACGAGCACCAGCUAACAUUUGCUGAGGUGGAAUGCUAUGGACCUGGGUCGGACACCUCAAAGAGAGUUCCAUGGGAAGCAAGGUUGAGUCAAGAAAUGGUGAAGUACUUCACCAGCAUGGACUUCAUUGACGGUGAUCAAUGGAUUAGCAAACAACCUUACUAAUUGUAGUACUAAUUAAUUAUGCCCAAUACAUCUUUGUUUUAGUAACAUAGUAUGUAGUGUGUUAUUCGGACAUUAUAUAUUUUUGUAGGAAGUUUACAUUUUCGAAUAUUAUUGUUGUACCUUUCUUCUUAUACAACUCAUAAUUCGCUCAUUAGCACUUACAUUUGAAAUUUUGAUAAAUAUGAUUUGUUUUUAAUAUUUGUA